CCUUGUCGCAAACCUGAAGAGAAAAAGACCAUCUCUUUUUUUGUAUUUGCAUGCUUUAACAUAACCCUUAUAGAAAGGAGAAAAUUCUGUAAUUUUCUCCAUCCUCAAUCAGAGAGAAGCUCCAUUAGGCAAUAUAGCCAAUGGCAGCUCCUAGCUAUCUCAAUCGCUUUACAUUCAAGAAGUUACCUUUAACUACCGUUCCUGUGCCUUUGCUAAUUCAUGGCUUAGUUGGUUUCUUCUUGUUGUACAUAAUCUUUGAUUGGGGAAGAAAAUUUAUCAACUUUUUGUCCCAAACACAAAAUUCUAAAAAAUCCAAGGUGGGUCCAUCAGAUCACCUGGAAAAAAACAAGAAAACAACCCCUUUUAUGUUAGUUGAUGGAAGCUUAUGCAGAGAAGAGGUAGAGAUUAUAAUGGCUAAACUGGGAUUUUUUUGCCACCCUGAAGGUGAAAAACUACAGGAGAGGUUUGAUUUAGACAAUUUAUAUGACUUGUUUGGAGAAGAAGAAUAUAAUAUGCAGUAUUUAGGAGAAGCUUUUGAUGUAUUUGAUGAGAACAAAGAUGGUUUUAUUGACGAAACGGAAUUGCAGAGAGUUCUGUACGCUCUUGGAUUGAAGCAUGCUGCAGAAUUGGAAAAUUGCAGAAAGAUGAUCUUGGCUUUUGAUGAAGAUGGAGAUGGGAAGAUCGAUUUUGAGGAAUUCGUAAAUAUGAUAUAAACAUUUUCUUUAAGCUUAAUUUUGCUGGAUUUUAUUCUUUUUGCCUGAACAAGAAAAUAUUAUAAUUACCAAUGGUUGAUCCCGUUCUAUGUUGGAUAUGUGUUUUUUCCCCCUUUUGGUUAUAGUUUUAUUUUUAUGAAAUUUUGCGCAACUAUUUUGUUCUAAGAAUCUCCUAGUUCUAAACACGUCUGUAUUGUGUUAAUGCUGUUAUUAUUAUUGCCAUUGCUAGUUUAUUUGAAUUAUAUUGAUGUAAUUUUAUUUUUCA
Nicotiana attenuata is the source of this 978-nucleotide messenger RNA. RefSeq names its product probable calcium-binding protein CML45. Gene Ontology annotation, molecular function: calcium ion binding. NCBI's taxonomy places the organism in Eukaryota, Viridiplantae, Streptophyta, Magnoliopsida, Solanales, Solanaceae. The coding region runs from base 141 to 713 and encodes 190 amino acids. The transcript has a single exon. The record is from RefSeq and is a predicted model, not a curated record.